Emiliania huxleyi CCMP1516 is the source of this 1002-nucleotide messenger RNA. RefSeq lists its product as hypothetical. The transcript has 7 exons. Lineage: Eukaryota; Haptophyta; Isochrysidales; Noelaerhabdaceae. The coding region runs from base 1 to 1002 and encodes 333 amino acids. The record is from RefSeq and is a predicted model, not a curated record.
AUGGUGUCCCGUCUCAAGCCCAUCGCCCGCUCGCGGGUCGGCCCGGACCCGGACGAGGAUCCCAGCAUCAUCCCGUUUAGCCCUCCUCCGAUGCCGGCCAGCAUGCAAAUGCCGCUGCCACCGCUGCCUCCGCUCGUCGUCAUACUUCUCGUCUGUUGCUUUGGCGUCGUGAUGCGGAGGGCCAUCUACGCGCACAACGGACAGACGGAGCGGUGCCUCGACAGCUGCACUUGCCGCCGGGGCAGUUCGCGCGGUCAGAGGUGCGGAUCUUGCUGCGCCGGCACUUACAAGGCUUGCGUCUACCUGCUGCUGGUUGCCGUCACGGCUCUGACGGCUAUCCUGCUGACGCUCGCGUGUCUCGCCCUCGCCGUUGGCUACGGCGGCGAGUAUUGUGGUCGACGGGCCGCGGAUGGCGCGGCGGCUCUCUCUGGCGCGCUGGACUGGCCGCUCUCGCAGAACGACCUCGAGGGGCCGCUCAAUGCGACGGCGCUGAUGGAGUCGUCCUCGCUGAACACCUCGGACCUCUGCGAUGCCUACGCAUCCGUGGCCGCAGCCCGGAGGAAUGCGGACGCGCCAGUCGACGUAGCGUGUCAAGAGGCGUCGUUUGCGAUGUGGAUCGGAGUCCGGCUUGUCAAUGCGCCCCCUUUUCGGGCCGGCCUCGACGCCGACCGCUUUCGGCUCGACUGCUCGCAGCUCGCGUGGCUCUCGCUCCUCGCGGGGGCUUGGCGCAUCGAGCUGCUUGCAAUGCGCGUGCAGGGAACGAGCGAGGCGAGCAGAGAGGAGCUUCUGACGCCCCUGCAGUUUGUGCUGGGCGGCGCCGCCGGAUUGCUGCUCGGCGCGUCGCUUGCCUCCUUCUCCUACUCGCGCUAUUUGAUGCUGGGGCGGGCGCACCGGCUCAAGCGGGAGCGGGCGGCGCGAGAGCAGGACGCGGCGGCCGUGUCGAUCCAAAAGCACGUGCGUGGGAGUCGGUCUGAGUUUUUCAUAAGUCUAUCAGACAAGUGA